AUGUCCUCCUCAUCCACUUCCUUUUCACCGGACCAACACCUCUCUCCCUCCGACCAGCUCUGCUAUGUCCAUUGCAACUUCUGUGACACUGUCCUCGCGGUGAGUGUUCCUUGCUCCAGUUUGUUUAAGACUGUCACUGUGAGAUGUGGUCAUUGCACCAACCUUCUCUCCGUCAACAUGCGUGGUCUGCUUCUUCCGUCGGCUAAUCAACUUCACCUUGGCCAUACCUUCUUCACUCCUCAAAAUCUUCUGGAGGAGAUUCGUAAUGCACCUUCCGCAAACAUGGUGAUGAAUCAGAUGCCAAACCCUAAUGAUUUGGUCACUAGCACCAUGCGAGGAGGACCCGAAGAAACUCCCAAGCCUCCAUCGGCUAAUAGACCUCCAGAGAAGAGACAGAGAGUUCCAUCUGCCUACAACCGCUUCAUCAAGGAUGAGAUCCAACGUAUCAAAGCUGGGAACCCUGAUAUAAGUCACAGAGAGGCCUUUAGUGCAGCUGCAAAGAAUUGGGCCCACUUUCCACACAUUCAUUUCGGACUUAUGCCUGAUCAUCAACCCGUGAAGAAAGCUAAUGUUCGUCAGGAAGCAGAGGAUGUGCUUAUCAAAGAUGGGUUUUUCGCACCAGCUAAUGUAGGUGUCUCUCCCUUCUAGAGGUUUUCAAUGUAGGGUUUCAGCUUUAUUUAUGUCUCUACUUAAGUAACUGUACUAGAACUUACCUUAUGCAUAUUAUGUUUUGCACUUAUGUUUGUACUUCUCUAAGUGUUAAAAAGUUAUUACUUUAUGUUAUAAUCAAUGGUUGAAGGGAAUUAAUUCUGAUGAAGCUAGCUUAGUUCCUAGCAUACUCAA
Messenger RNA from Vigna radiata var. radiata (mung bean), 843 nucleotides. RefSeq names its product axial regulator YABBY 1. The record is from RefSeq and is a predicted model, not a curated record. Gene Ontology annotation, cellular component: nucleus. Gene Ontology annotation, biological process: multicellular organism development; regulation of shoot apical meristem development; cell fate commitment. The transcript has 7 exons. Bases 1 to 648 code for a protein of 215 amino acids. NCBI's taxonomy places the organism in Eukaryota, Viridiplantae, Streptophyta, Magnoliopsida, Fabales, Fabaceae.